UCUCUCUCUCGAUCGACCCACCUUGGCCCUCCCUCUUUGCUCAAGUCUAACAAAUGGAAAGAGGCUUUGGGAAGGGGAGAGAGAAAGCAUACAUCCACGUUACAGGGAGAACGCGCUGAUAGUAGGCGAUAAGAGCAGUAGUAUUAUCGACAUACCUGCAGGAGGAGGAGGAGAAGAAAGAAGUGAUUCAGCUCUCGUGCAUGGAACCGGCGCCGGGGGCACCCGGCGGAACCGGUGAAGGCCCUUCCUCCUCGUCCGACCCCGCCGACCCGGGUGCUGCAUCGCCGCCUCCUCCUCUUCCUCCACGACAGGAGCAACAGCAGCAGCCGCCGCUCAGUCGGUAUGAGUCGCAGAAGAGGCGCGAUUGGAACACCUUCCUCCAAUACCUGACGAACCACAAGCCGCCGCUGACGCUCGCGAGGUGCAGCGGGGCGCAUGUGAUCGAGUUCCUCAAGUACCUGGACCAGUUCGGGAAGACGAAGGUGCACGCCGCCGGGUGCACCUUCUUCGGCCAGCCGAACCCCCCUGCGCCCUGCGCGUGCCCCCUCAGGCAGGCUUGGGGCUCCCUCGAUGCGCUCAUCGGCCGCCUCCGCGCGGCCUACGAGGAGAGCGGCGGCCGGUCCGAGUCCAACCCCUUCGCCGCCCGCCCCGUCAGGAUUUACCUCAGGGAGGUGCGGGAGAGCCAGGCGAAGGCCCGGGGCAUCCCUUACGAGAAGAAGAAGCGUAAGCGAGACCCGUCUGCGGCCACCGCUGCCUCGGCAUCCGCUUCCGCCGCUACAGUACCCGAGAAGAAUUCGGAAGCUGGGGGGGAGUCUUCCUCUUCGGCUCUGCCUGCUGCCGGUGGGACUAGCAGUGCUACUACUUCAGCGGUGGGCGUUCGACGGGAUGGUUCAUCAUCGACCUCAUGACUAUAAAUUCCUCUACUUUAAUUGCUCCCUUCUUAUGGGAUCUGAUGCAUUAAUGCCGGUAAGAUCACAUCCCAUAUGCUUUAUUUCGUUACCAAUAUAUUUGAUGGACGAAAACAAAAUAGGAAUCAUAUACAUAUUAUGUAGAUAAUUCUCUACAUUAAGUUGAUAAAUGAAGGUGUCAGAGAAAUUAAGCUGGAGUAAAUGGAUCUCUCUCUCUCUUCUCUUCUCUCCUUACUCUCA
This is a messenger RNA of Musa acuminata AAA Group (dessert banana), 1148 nucleotides long. RefSeq names its product protein G1-like7. The record is from RefSeq and is a predicted model, not a curated record. Gene Ontology annotation, cellular component: nucleus. Bases 201 to 908 code for a protein of 235 amino acids. The transcript has a single exon. Gene Ontology annotation, biological process: response to light stimulus; mRNA transcription. NCBI's taxonomy places the organism in Eukaryota, Viridiplantae, Streptophyta, Magnoliopsida, Zingiberales, Musaceae.